Messenger RNA from Tuber aestivum (summer truffle), 2862 nucleotides. Lineage: Eukaryota; Fungi; Ascomycota; Pezizomycetes; Pezizales; Tuberaceae. The record is from the annotation of a GenBank genome assembly.
AGUCUGCAAACUUUCCGCUUCCAGAGCUCAAUCCUCCAACUCUUUGAACCGCAUUCCACCCUUAAUAUCAUAUACCCCCCAAAAACGAAUUCCUCUGGCUUGAGUUUAUAAUAAUUUUCUUUCCUUUUACCCUGUACAAAUCUUUAACACCGCAACUCCAGAGACCCUCCGCCCCGGCACAAUCUUGCAACAUGUGGACAGGCCAACCGCCCACAGCUGGGCACACCCCAAGUACUCCCCCCAGACACCCCCAGCUACCGCGAGGAGAUAGUUUGGAAGAUCAGGUCAGAGGAAUGAUCAUUAGUAAUUCGGCGGGCUAUCGUCAAAGCAGCCAGGAUGUCUCCCCGGGGCAUCCCCCGCUGCAAAUGCCACUUACGCCCCACUCUCAGGAUCGGUUUUACGAGAAGCAAGAUUACAGCAUUCCAUUUCCAUCAGAAAGUCCUGGGUUCGAUUCUCAGCUUUUACCAAUCAACCCCUCUUCUCAAGUAUCUGGUUGGCAUCUCUCAUUUCCCCAGAAUCGCACUUUUCGCAACUCCACGAACAUUCUCCCACUUACCUCAAGAUCGAACCUUCUAGGUCCUCAAACCCAGGGCUCGCAGUUUGGAGCACCCCUCCCACCAGUCCAUUCGGCACACUUAUCGCCAUCCCAACAACCACCUUUUACUCCGGGAGCGCAACCGCGGCGUACAGUACCACUGCUGCCGCAAAAUCAGUUUCCGAAUCGCUCCUCAAUCCCAACCCAUCAGGAUCAACGACAUAUGCGCCCUACCCUGCAACAGUAUCCCACGCCUCAACACCCACACCACCACCACCAACAACAACAACAACAACCGGCCCUAAAUAGACAGGUUAAAGCACGGGAAUAUCCGUAUACUAGUGUUAGAAGGCCUCAAUUCCGGCGUGGUUCUCAGCGCAACAAUCCCAAUCAGCAUUCGAACAUCCGUUCCCCGCCUUCUACUCCUCCUACUACUUUUUUGCCCGCAGACAGUCAUGAUCAAUUUCCCCCUCUUGGAGCUGAGCGCCCCAAAGACGCUCCACCCAAACCUCCACCUAAAUCGCCGCAGAAAAAUACACAGGGACAAGCCCAAUACAGGGCACAGCGUCCACCAUUUCCAUUGCAGAGUCGUCCGCCCCCUCAGCGGAAACCAGCUUUUCGGAAUCCCCAGGUGUCUUCACAGGCGGGGAAAGACCGGAUGGGUCCCUUCAACCCAGAGCAGAUGGUUCAUGAACAGAAUACCAACCUCCAGGUAUUUGCCAGGGAAAUUAUCACAGCCGCUACGCCGACUCCGGAAGAGUUGGGCGCUCAAAACCGGCAUUUGAAAAAGUGUAGAGCGAUCUGCCAGGGAGUCUGCCCAGAAGGGGAGUUGGUCCCCUUUGGAAGCCUAGUUAGUAAGUGCUGCGCCCUUCACUCUUCUCAACUUUCUCUUGACUGUGUACCUUGUAGCCAGUUUGGUUAAUAUCGCUUAAUAUAUCUCUAAUUUGAUUGCCUUGCUCUCCUCCACUGUGUUGGUACCAUAGCCGGAUUCGCAAUAACUGAGUCCGAUCUUGAUGCCGUUCUCACUUUUCCCUAUUCGGAGGACCUUUUCAGCACCCCUGACAAGAGUGACGAGUCUAAUUCUCUUCCACAUAAUCUGGCGAAAGCAUUUCAAUCUGAGGGAUUCAUGGUUACGCUGCUCUUAAAGACCCGUGUGCCGAUAAUGAAGCUUGCACUGAAGGCCACAGAUGAGAACCAAUUUGACCUGAAUUGCGAUAUUGGGUUUAAUAACGACCUGGGAGUGCAUAAUACCAGGAUGCUGCAAACAUAUAGUCGAUGUGAUCCAAGGGUCAAGGAAAUGGUUCUUUUUAUAAAGGUAUUUGCCUUCAUCCCAAUUCCAACCCAGCAAACAUCUCGGCAGUUGGUAAAUUUGUGAACCCAACAUUAACACAUGCUAGUGGUGGGCCAAGAGGAGACAUAUCAAUAGCCCAUACCGUGGUACCCUUUCUUCUUACGGCUACGUUCUCAUGAUCAUUCAUUUUCUGAUCAACGUGGUUGACCCCCCUGUCUUAAUCAAUCUACAGAAUACCCGGAUCCCAGAAGAUGUGCCGGCCGACCAGAUAUUUGAUGAGGGUGGUGAAGGAGAGCACCAGAUUUGGUAUGCUAAAGAUAUCGAACAUCUUCCCAAGACCACAAACCAGAUGCAUGUCGGCCAGCUCCUACAUGGCUUCUUCGAAUAUUAUUCAUACAGGUUCCAAUGGGGAAGAGAGGUCAUCUCGAUCCGGACUCACGGCGGUAUAUUUAGUAAGCAAGAGAAGGGUUGGGUCGCAGCUGUGACUAGGCCAGGGAGGAGCGGGCAAACUCAGGUAAAGGAUAGAUACUUGUUAACCAUCGAGGACCCUUUCGAAACCAACCACAACGUGGGCAGGACGUGCAAUGCCCCCGGGGUAGACAGGAUUCGAGCGGAGUUCAAAAGAGCUGUGAACAUUAUUCGGUUUCGCGAUGGUGGCAAGUCAAUGAGGGAACUUUUAUGCCAGGAGGCGCCGCCGGAAAAACCAUGGGUUAGGAGGGAGGAUGAUGAGUUGAGGGGUGGGAAAUCUAAUCCGGACCAAGACGCUAACAAAGAAACAAACGCCGACGGUGGAAUGCCAACCGAAGGAGGAGGUGAGUGAUGAGAGAUGGCUCGUUCCGAACAUACCCCAAAUGGAGCGGCACUCUGAGUCUGGGAAUUCUAAUUAACGGGAGGUCAAAGGCCUUCCGGAGAACCCAGCCCAAAUAUAUGCUACGCUUUGUUUUUGUUUUCCUUUCUCUUUCCUUGUCUGAGUGGCUCAAUAUAUCACAAGGUUCCAUUUAUCCCAAGAUCAGAAAAGACAAGCAAUUCCAAAGAG